This is a messenger RNA of Sitodiplosis mosellana (orange wheat blossom midge), 2790 nucleotides long. RefSeq names its product CUE domain-containing protein 2-A. The transcript is spliced from 4 exons. The record is from RefSeq and is a predicted model, not a curated record. Lineage: Eukaryota; Metazoa; Arthropoda; Insecta; Diptera; Cecidomyiidae. Bases 523 to 1380 code for a protein of 285 amino acids. Gene Ontology annotation, molecular function: ubiquitin binding.
GCAGCAGACAGCGAUGCUGUGAGUGCUCUGUGUCGGCAACUUCAACGCAAUGUCAGCAGCUGACAGCAAUCAGUUUUGUUAUUAUUAUUGCUGUGCAUGAUUGGUCCGUACACAAACGAAAUUAUCGAUUUAUUAUUGUGUGUUUCAUUUGGUGCGUGCAUAGCUCCAUCGUUUUGCUGUUCGUCAUUUCGCAAGCCAUCCGCAAAACAAAAACAACGAUAAUCGCAUUCAUUUUCGUUAAUUUAUUCGUUUUCGUGUGAAAUUGAAAGUUUAAAUCACAAAUAGAGCAAUAAUUUUUAUGGUAUACAAGAGAAAAAGAAUAUAUCUGUGUUGUGUGCUGCAUUCAUUGGCCCAGGACUUCUGUGGAACUAAUCAAUAAUCGGAAAUUGGAUUAAAUCGGUGAAUAGUGCGGAAGAGAUAAAUUGUUUUCCACUCAAUUUGAGAGAAUAAUAGAAUUUUAACGAGGCAGCCGGAUUGGUUUGGGGUAGAAAAAAAAGUGGACUAUCGACCGCAAUCAACAAGAUGACGAACAUCGACAAACUCCAUGAAAUGGUGAAAACCAGCCUGUUCCAAUUCGUGAACAAACACAUCACUGCCGCCGAUUUGAGUGUCGUCGAUGAAAUUGUCCUGAAUUACGUGAUUGCCAUUUUGGAGGAGGCAACCGAGGACCCAAAUUUUGAUGUUGACGGUUUCGUCGAAAUGAUGUCAGCUUACUUCCCGGACUUUUCGCAAAUCGAAACAGGCAAAGUGUGCGAAUGGAUCUUUGAGCUAGCAAACGAAACGUCGAAGAAGAAAAAUAGCGUUGAAACCAAGUCAAGCGAAUCAAUUUUAAAAUCGCUUCGAUUGUCCGACAUCAUUCCAGAGCCAAAGCUGCGAACAAAGUCCAUUUCCGAGAGCAACGAUGCAAAAGAUGACCUGUUCAGUGAUAUAAAUAAUUCGAAAGAGAAUUUGACUACGUGUGAUUUCUUUGUGGAGGAGAGUGUUGCAUUGCAGGAAAUGUUUCCGGACAGUUCCGAAUUGGAGAUAAAGCAUUGCAUUACAAUUGCAAAUGGUGAUAUUGAUCAGGCGAUCCAAAUGAUUUUGGAUCGUGAAGAGAAGGGUCAAAGUUUGACCGGAAGUUUGACAAGCAAUCAUCCAAAGCAAAAGAUCGACGACAAUGAGCUCAAGAAUCGCAUCAUUUCGCGAUAUUCUUAUGUCGAUAGCAGCACUGAGACCAAGGAAUACAAGCCGGUGGUACCGAAGAUUGAACCGAAGAAAAUGGUUCGAUAUCGUGAUAAUAAGAUUGUAUCGUUGCGCGGUGAACGUUACACGGAGGUAUCACGCAAGGGUGAAGAGGUUGAAUUGCGCAAACCGAAAAAGCACCACAUACCACAACCAUAAUCAAUGCUCAACACCGACAGCGUUAGCGUCACGCAAAUACACCACUUUACGAAUAUUACUCGCAAAAAAUACUAUAACACAAACAAUACACUGCAAAUUAUUUCAGCUAAUUGUACUCUAAAUAAUAAUCUGUAUGGUAGAUGUUUUCAAAUUGUAUUUAGAAUUAAGACGAGACUGCGGCGAUACAGCUGGACAAAGGUUUUGCUGAGAUAGAUUUCUCUUGCGGUCAGGCAUCUAUCGCAUUUAAUUGGAUCAUACACAAAUGAAUCAAAUGCAACAAUGCAAUCUAGAAUGAAAGGGGGAAAAAAAUCGCAGUACAAUUGAAAAUUGUACUCACCGAUAUCAUGUUAUCGUUGUGUAAAAGGCGAAGCCAAAUUUUUAUAGAUUUAUUUUACUCUAUACUGUCUCUAUAACCCAUUGGAUCGUUGUAGUGUUUAAUUCGUAAUCGAACAAUUUAUUUUAUCCCAAACAAUGAUUUUACCAUGUAUUGACAAGUGACCUCAUCAAAAAGCAUCGCGUACGACGAUAUUUUCAUUGGAAAUGUGUGUGUAUGUUCGAUAUAAAAAUGAUGUUGAAACCUCAAGGCUGGCACAGAUUUUCAUGAAAAUGACGCGUUUUGUAUUCUCCAUUUGUUCGCUUCUCAAAUGACAGUUGAACCAAGAGACUCACAAUAGAAGAUGGUGCACUCACAGCAAUUUGCUAAGGAAAACAAAGAUAAACAGUAUUUUUUCAAGACCAUUUUUCUUUCAAUCACAUACAUACACACCAAUAAUUACCUAGAAUUCACGUGACGCUUAUUUGCAUUAGGAUCGUUUUACUCUCUCUAUUUUUUUUUUUAAUUUAAUUUAUUGUUUUGCCAAAGUAAUUUUUAGUUUAAGUUGUAAGAUUCAACAUCACAUAUGCUGAUUUUUCUUCGUAUGCUUUAUUUUAAAGACGAUUUUUUACUCGUCUACUCUUUUUUUUAGACUUGAUCGUCACUCUGUAUUUGUCACAUGCUUUUUUAUCACAUUUCCAAUUGUAUCAUUGUUUUGAUGUUCACAAAUGUUUUGUUUUGUUUCAUGAAUACGUAUGCAAGACAAAUGCAACUAAAAUCAAAACAACAGCUGAUUUCUUUUUUCAUAGUUUUUUAAGUUUAUAUUGAUAAUUUUUUUUAAUGCGCCAUUUAGUAAUUACCGCUUGUGAAGGAAAAAAGUCAAGCUGGUUCGACUGGUUACUAUUUGCUGGUAGUCGCAAAUGAUCAAAUUUAACGAAGAAUUUUUUUUUCUAGGCUAAGCUCAAGUACUAAUAUAUAAAAUAUAUAAAAUAUAUCAAAAUUUAUGUGGAAAAGAACAAAAUUGUAAUCGUCAAGAACUUUUUGGCUUUCAUGAUGUUUCGAAUAAAAUCAAUUACUGUUUCUUGUGGAUAUAUCAA